Molecule: messenger RNA, 2017 nt
Organism: Leptinotarsa decemlineata (Colorado potato beetle)
Lineage: Eukaryota; Metazoa; Arthropoda; Insecta; Coleoptera; Chrysomelidae
Gene: Shaw
Product: Shaker cognate w
Biological process (GO): action potential; potassium ion transmembrane transport; protein homooligomerization
Cellular component (GO): postsynaptic membrane; dendrite membrane; neuronal cell body membrane
Molecular function (GO): protein binding; delayed rectifier potassium channel activity
Source: RefSeq, a predicted model, not a curated record
GUCGCAAAGAGAACCACUAAAAGUGGCCUGUUAACGGUGCCCUCAGUUAUCUAUGUACAGAGUGUUCGUACAAGCGAUACCACAUUCGAAAAGUUACCGUGAAAGUUGAAGACAGCCAGAAAAGAGGCGGACUCAAGCUAAAUCAAGUGUGUGUAAUCUAGGGAAUAACCGUACAUUUUUGAAUCGAUACGUACGAAUUUGUUUGAAACUCUAGCCGAAACAAUUCAGGUCAAGCCUUGUGUCCAUGUGUUGUGUGUGGAACGGUUAAAAUGGAUUCGCUUCUGGAAUGACAGCUGUGGAAUGUCCGAGCAGAUUUGAGAAGCAAAACACCAAGAAACGAAAGAAAUGAAUGUCGUCAACAUGGACGCGGAAAACCGCGUCGUUCUCAAUGUUGGAGGAAUCCGCCAUGAAACAUACAAAGCAACCCUGAAAAAAAUUCCUGCCACCAGACUAUCGAGGCUCACCGAAGCACUGGCCAACUAUGAUCCCUUAUUGAAUGAAUAUUUCUUCGACAGACAUCCGGGAGUUUUCGCACAAGUUUUGAAUUAUUACAGGACUGGAAAAUUACACUACCCCUCAGAUGUAUGUGGACCACUUUUCGAGGAGGAGCUCGAGUUCUGGGGUCUAGAUGCAAAUCAAGUGGAACCGUGCUGCUGGAUAACGUAUACGCAGCAUCGAGAUACACAAGAGACUUUAGCAGUUUUAGAUAGGUUAGACCUAGAUACAGAUAAACCAAGUGACGAAGAGAUAGCUAGGAAGUUUGGAUUCGAAGAAGAUUAUUACAACGGAACAUUGUCGUGGUGGCAACUGAUGAAACCCAAAAUUUGGUCAUUAUUCGAUGAGCCAUACUCAUCAACAGCAGCAAAAGUGAUAGGAGUGGUAUCGGUAUUCUUCAUAUGCGUCUCAAUACUCUCAUUCUGCCUCAAAACUCACCCAGAUAUGAAGGUUCCCUCAUUGAGAGUGAUCGAAUUACGCACGUCCGCCAACGGAACAGACUAUUACGUCGACAAAAUCGACACCGACGCCCACAUAGUCUUCUUCUACAUUGAGUGCAUCUGCAACGCCUGGUUCACCUUCGAAAUCCUCAUAAGGUUCAUAUCCAGCCCCAGUAAGUGCGAGUUCAUCAACUCCUCCGUCAACAUCAUCGACUACAUCGCCACAGCUAGCUUCUACAUCGACCUUAUGCUCAGGAGAUUCGCUUCCCACCUUGACAAUGCGGAUAUCAUGGAGUUCUUCUCCAUCAUCCGCAUCAUGAGACUCUUCAAGCUGACAAGGCAUUCUUCCGGGUUGAAGAUCCUGAUACAGACUUUCAGAGCGUCAGCCAAGGAGCUGACUCUCCUAGUGUUUUUCCUAGUUCUAGGUAUAGUGAUUUUCGCGAGUUUGGUUUACUACGCUGAGAGAAUCCAAACGAAUCCAGACAAUGACUUCAAGAGUAUUCCUUUGGGACUGUGGUGGGCGCUGGUGACGAUGACCACUGUGGGGUAUGGGGACAUGGUACCAAAGACCUAUAUAGGAAUGUUUGUUGGUGCGCUAUGUGCUCUAGCUGGUGUGCUGACGAUAGCGUUGCCAGUGCCCGUUAUUGUUUCGAACUUUGCUAUGUAUUAUAGCCAUACGCAGGCUCGUGCGAAACUUCCCAAGAAGCGCAGGAAAGUUCUCCCUGUGGAACCCACCAGAGGUCCUCGUCUACCGGGACAAACCGUUGAGUGGGCUGAAGUUGGAAACUGGUGGAAACUGGUCCUGCCAGGAUUGAUAGGGGUGACGUCAUCCCUAAAUCCAAACGGGGUUGGACUCGAAUCAAAUCCAGCAUUUUUGAUGGGCAGACCAAAAUUUGAGAACACUCCAGCCUCGCAAGCGACUCAAGUGAACCUGGCACAAAGUUCAGGGCACUGUUAUACGACAUUGAAACCAACAAACUAACCGUAAAGUAAUAAAAACCCACGAGAGUGAGUGUUAAGUACGAGCAGAGGAAUAACGACUGUGAAAUAGCCUUUUAUUGCAUUUUUUGUUCGGUUCACAA